Molecule: messenger RNA, 870 nt
Organism: Fusarium venenatum
Lineage: Eukaryota; Fungi; Ascomycota; Sordariomycetes; Hypocreales; Nectriaceae
Cellular component (GO): cytoplasm
Molecular function (GO): oxidoreductase activity, acting on the CH-OH group of donors, NAD or NADP as acceptor
Source: RefSeq, a predicted model, not a curated record
AUGUCUCCAUCAUUGGACUCUCCCACAAAUGCCCUGUCUCAUCCUCCCCGCCUGUCCGUCAUCGUGACCGGGGGUGCAAGUGGUAUCGGCUUAGCCAUCACUUGUUACUUCGCCUCCCAAGGUCACAUGGUAGCUGUUCUUGACGUGAACUCAAAGACAGGUCCCGAUGAGGUUGCGCAAGUGGCAAAGGAUUACCCCGAAUCCACAGUCACCUUUAAAUGGUGCGAUGUUUCUUCGUGGGAAGGACAGUACACGGCCUUUGAUCAAGUCUAUCGUGAACAUGGCAAUCGAAUCGACAUUGUUAUUGCCAACGCAGGAAUCUCGGAUCCUGUAGUUGGAGCUCUUGAUUGCACUCCAACAGAGUUUCCGCGAAAACCACAACUGAGAAUGCAGGAUAUCAAUCUGAAUGGAGUCAUAUACAGUGUUAGUCUUGCUGUUCACUAUAUGCUGAAAAACGAGGUAGGCAGCCGUCUACCAAAUUCCAGAGGCUCCAUUGUCUGCACAUCAUCGUCGGCAGCCCUCUAUCCAUUCCCAGUCUCUCCACUCUAUUCGACAUCCAAGGCCGGCAUUGUGGGCCUCGUUCGGUCCAUGGCGGUCAGACUUGAAGAGCCCAAGAUCCAAAUCAACGCUCUUGCACCUGGUGCUUUGGAAACAAACAUCGCUCCUGACAAGGAUCUCUUCAAGCACAUGGUGAUUACUCCAAUGUCUACUUUGAUCAGAGCUGUUCAACAAUUUGUGACGGAGCCGUCAAGGACCGGUCAGGUGGCUGAAUUGAACGAGGAUACUAUAACAAUGAGACCUCCUGUGGAGUAUGCUAAUGCUGGGGCAGAGCACAAUAACAGGAUGUUUUGGAAACUUGGUUAUGCUUGA